AGGUUCCUGCAGUGCCCAGGCCUGCACGGAAGCGCCCAGCAGAGGAUACUCGCUUUUCCCCGCCCGGCCAGAGGGAUGAACAGAAAGAGCUCCCCCGGGGCAUUGUGUGUGAGCUGGGCCCAGAGAUAGCAGGCCCAGGGGGGUAGCUCCGCCGCGGGAAACAGGACACGCCUCAACCAGGGCAAAUUCCCGGCCUCUUCUGGCCACAAGCCAGCAGUCGCUGCUCGCCACCUCUCUUCUCUGCUGUCGCCGGACCGCCCCGCCGGGUCCCGAACUCGUCCGCGCCUUGGCUCGCGGCCCCCGGGCCCUGGGUGCUGGCGGCGCGGUUAGGACCGGACGGAUGUGGCGCAUGCGUGGUGGCGCCACCCGGCGCGGGAGCUGUGGCUGCGGGGACAUAGAUGGGCCAGGCCGCCCGGGCCGGGUUCCGCAGCGUGGCGGAGGCGACGGGAGUUGGCGAGGCCGUGCGGGUGGCGCCCGACAGCAGCUGGAGGAGCGUUUCGCGGACCUGGCAGCGAGCCACCUGGAGGCCAUCCGCGCGAGGGACGAGCGGGACCGGCAGAACGCGAGGCUGCGCGAGGAGAACGCCCGGCUGCGGCUCGAGAACCGGCGGCUGAAGCGCGAGAACCGCAGCCUCUUCCGUCAGGCUUUGCGGCUCCAGGGGGAGGGCGGCGACCGGAUGGCCGCAGAGGCGGCCCUGGGUCCCCCGGAGGCUGGCACGAACCGGAGGGAGAGAGGUAGUCGCCGUGAGGAAGAACCAGGCAGCCCCAGGGCCCUGAGGGCCCGGCUGGAGAAGCUGGAGGCCAUGUACCGCAGGGCCCUGCUGCAGCUGCACCUCGAACAGCAAGGGCCACGCCCGCGUGCGGACAAGGAGGAGCCGCCUGUGCAGGAGCCCGACUCUAGCCUCUGUUCCCGGGGCCCGGCGCCCCCAGGGCCCUGGCUGUAGCCUCGGGCCUCAGCCGGGAGAGGCGGGGCGUCCCUAGAGCCCCUCCUUCUGCGCUCGCUGCUUCCCCACCCUGCACUGCUGGACCACUGAGCUCAGUGCCUCCAGCCCACCACCUGACACUUCCGGUGGCGCCCUGCCUCUGCCCGCGGGGUCCUGCCAGUGUCUGGGCUCUGGAGCCCCCAUGUGUGUGGGCACCUGCUUCUUGGCCCUGCUGGUUCCACCGGAAGAGGCCCUGCAACAGAAGCGCGGGUUUUGAAACAGCAAGAACUGGUUCCUGGAAGUUCUUCCUAAUUCAUGAACCUUUCUAUGUGUAUUUUUUGUUUCUCAAUAAUAAUUCUUUGAGGGCUGAAUAAUGCAUCUUGAGUUGGUCGAAUUUGAUGUUCUUUCUUUAAUCCACUAAAGCCGCCAGUUAUUAUUUCUUGUGUGGCCAAUACUUUUGAGUGUGUGUUUUUAUAAAUAGGUAUUCAAUGGGUAUCCCACGAAGUAUUACCUUUUUAUAAAGAAGAAGAUGAUAUUUAUGACUUAGAAAUUCUUGUCUGCCCCUGACUUAGUCCGCAUACAUUUAAUAUAUACUGAUUUGUUUCACCCCAGAGAAUUUUUAAGUAUAUUCCUAUAGGUAAUCCUUUGAACUGGUAAAUAAAAGUAGUCCAUUAAAAAUAAUCUAAAAGCUUCCCAUGACUAUUAUUUGAAGUGUGUUAAAAUUUUAUAUGUGUCUUUAAGAGAUGUAUAGCUUCCCUAUUUUAAUAUCUAGAUUUGGUUAUCCUUUGUAAGGUUUUUUUUUGUUUGUUUGUUUGUUUUUUUACUUUAUGUAACUGAUCUUUUAAAAUAAUGUAAAGAUUAGUUCAUCUAAGCAUUUUUCAUUAUUGCAUUAAUAUUAGAGGUUGACCAAUGUGUAGCUAAUUUGUAUUAUUUUAACUGUUUAACAGCUUUUAAGAAAUUGUAAGUUACUUGUACAUCAAAAACACCCAAGUGGAAUCAUUUUGGUUUUCAUCAUGGUUUUUGUAGUGGCCAGGAAAAAGAGAUUAAUAACAAAACGUUCUAAGAUCACUUUUUUUUGCAUUUUGUUCAUGAAUAACACUUUGGCCUACUAAGUAGUGAAGAGGAUAACUUUGUACCUGAUAAAAACUAUAGAGGCAAAAAGUGUGACCUCUUUUUUCACCCAUCGUAAAGGUCAUGGUCAAUACUUCUAUAAUUAAAUACAGGCUAACAAGAAAAAAAACAUGGCAAAUUUAUCCAAUCUAAAUUUUAGGUAACACAAGAGCCUUUGGAAAUUAAAAUUAAAAACUCAGUGAAACCUGUGUUUAUGACUAGAUGGGAGGAAUGGACAUCCCUGUAGAAUUAUGAUUUCAUGAAAAGUGUAUGACCUAUUGGUUAUAGCCUGGAAAGACCUGUAUGGUAUCUUGGCUUCUCUAUAUGGCAUUCUUUCCUUGGGCUUAAGGACAAGACCCCUUCUAGAGUUAAGAGUCUCUUGACCUACUAUCAGACAAAACAGAUCAGAGAAUUUCUUUAUGGCCUGCUCCUGAGCAGAAAAGGAUGAGAAAGUUUGAAAAUAUAUCUACAUUUUGUAAUUGAGGUAAAGCUGUUCUAGUUUCUAUGAGCUGCCUUGGGAAAAGCAAGUUCUACUUUGAAUAACCUGCCAGGAAGAGAGCAGCAAACAGGGAAAGAAACAUAGGAAAAAAUUCAGAGACCACUUCUUCCAGGGCCCUCUAGUUCACAAAUUACUAAGCAUGAUAAAGCAUCAUACUUUGGAGUAUUGUUUUCUGAGCCUCAUGGAUUUAAGAGUAUUUAAGUAAUGAAAAGCAUCAGGGAAAAUCAAAUGAUGAGUAGAGCUGGUUACUACAUAUGGCAUAGAGUAUGUGCUACACAUGGCAUAGCCCAAAAGUUCAGAGUAUUUAUUGCAAUGCAAAUAAUUAUUACAAACCAACGUGCAAUGGAAACUCAUUUUUGUUAUUCUUCUACUUUGAAGUAUUGAAAACACUUUCCAUUUUGCUUAUAGAUGAUUGAUACUCAGUUUUGAAUAUUUAAAUUGUCCCUAUGGCCAAAAUAUAGAAGCAACUUGGCAAGAAAAGGUAAGUAUAUGAAAAUUAAUCCUAUGCCCCUUUACUUCAUUUUCUAACUGGGAAACAAAGUAAAAUAUUUUUAGAAGACAGUUUAUUUACCCUACUGCUAUUUAAUUGUAAAUUAGGGUUAAAUUUGUUAAUUUCUUUAAGCUUUAGUUUUCUCAUUAGUAAAAGGACUAUAGCAUCUACCUCAAAAUGUAAAAAUUUUAUUGAGAUAAGCAAAAUGCCUGCUUCAAUUUAAGUGCUCAAUUGGUGAGACUUGCAGUUUAAAGCACGAAAAUUGAAAAUGCAUAUUUUGCUUAACAUUUUGUAUUGCAUUCUCGAUUUUGCUUGUAUAUGACUUUAUGAGUAUUAUCAGACAUGUAAAUUUUGACUAUGUUGACAUUUUUCCUUCCUCAUAAGCAAACAGGAGAGAUAAAACCUUAUAAAAUAAGGGGUAAUUUAAUAUAAUGUUCAAAAAUAUUUGCCACUUGUUACAAAAUUGUGAAUAUUCAACAACUAAACAAAGUAGUUGGUUGUAUAGUCUUAAAUACUUUGUCUAAAAAUUGUUUACAACGUAAGUCUGAUUGAAUAUUAAAUUUGUUAAAUUUACUGGUGAAAAAAAUUUUGUAAAGCAUUGAAGUGCACCCUCACAGAGAUUACUUUUGAGCUUAAUUCCGUAACGGCAUUAAAAAUUCUGAGGGGAAUUGCCAUAGAAGGUGCAUCAAGGCUAAUAUAUAUUUCAAAUUUGAUGAUGUUUUCCAGGGUAACCAAUAAAGUCAUAUGAAAAAUGUUUUGUUAUAUUAAAGUAUGUUAUUAGAAAGUUUAGUCUAGGAUCAGUUUGAUCUAAAACUAAAACUGUAGUUUGCCAUUUUCAUAAUUUCAGAUCAGUUUUUCAAUAAGACAGUUUACAAUUUUUAUAAAUAAAAUCCAAAAAUAUGUGUCUUAGCAAACAAAUUCAAUGAGAAGAAUUGGCAUUUUACAUAGCAUUUUUAUAGCUGCUACUCACAAAAAGUAUUUAUCUUUUCCUUUAUAAAAGUUAGGAUAUGAAUCAAAGGAAUAAAAAUAAGUACUUAUAUAGCUCAUAGAAGAAAUGGCCCUUGCUAAACUUCUUAAGUAUUAUAAAUAUUUGAAAAAUAUUUGAAAACAUUUGGUCUUCUUUAAAUACUCUCACAUAAUAUUGCCAAUUCAUAAAUAUUCCAGAAUGAAACUAACACCCAAUUAUUUAAUAAAUUGAAUUAAUAAUAUAUACUAACAAAUGUUAGCAGCAUGAUCUUGAUUCCAGUGUCAAAGACUAUUUUCUGUUUUGCUAAAGGGAAUAAAUUUUACUGAGAAUUUGUUACAAAAUCUUCAGAAAACCUUCAUGAAUGACAUAAUUUAUUUAUACUUCUAUUUAGUGAUAAAUUAACUACAAAUUCUGUUUUUCCUACUAUAAUUUUAUUUUCAUCUACCUGUCUUGUCUGCUAUAGAUAGUAUACACAUCUAUUUAUACAACAAAAAUGUUUAAUAUCAAGGAAAACAUUUUAAUUAUAUGUAUAACUGACUAUUAGAAUUAACCAUUGCUAAAAUUUCAAAUUUUAAGGCCUAAGUUACGUUUAUUCUAUCUCAAUGAUCAGAAUUAAACUAUAUCUUGAGAUAUUUAAUUCUUGAUCAGAAUUAAAUUAUAUGUGUUUAAUCCAUUACAGAUAUUAUGUAUUAUGAAAUUCAUAUUCAGAAUCUAUUUAUUUCCCAGUAUAUAGUUUGUAUAGUUUGGAUACCAAGGUUUAGACUCUGGAAGUUGGUCUCCACUAUGGUGGCAUUAAUAGGUGGUAGAACCUUUAAGAAGUGGAGCAUAAUAGAAGGUGAUUGGGUCAUCAGAGUCAUAUCCUCCAAAGGGCAUAUAUUAACUAGUGACUUUAUAAUUGUUCCUAAUUUUUUUAUUUGCACUAAGUUCCUGGAAUAUCAAAUAGAAAGAUACUGAAAUUCAAAAAUUAAAGAUGCGCACAUGCCCGUGCAUGCACAUAAAUGUAUAUACACAUAGAUAGGUGAAUUUUCAAUGUAGUAUCCAUUUCCUUUGAUGUAAGUGACAUUGUAUAUUUUAAAAACUUUUAAAAAGUCAUUUAUGUAUAUGAACAGGUAUUUUUGUUUGAAUAUGUAUAACUUUUAAAAUAGAAAUAUAAUGUGUUUGCUUUAUAGAUUGAAAAAAAUUGGCAUUUUCAUUCCCAUAUGUACUACCCAUAUGGGUAUAAACUCUAAGACAUUGCUUAAAAUAAAUAAGGAAAUAUAUCUACUAAAUUUUGUAGAGGGCAUUCCUAUAAUUAUAAACCAUCUCUGAAAAUUGUAUGUCAUUAAAAUAUGGUUUUAAUAGCCUCUACUUAGUAAACAUUAUUCUAUUUCAUAUGUAAAUCUAAAUGUAUAACUUGAGGGGGAAAUGAUUUCUGUUCAUCUUAUUUUUAAUGGACUAAAAUUCUGUAAUUUUAGAGCUGAAAGAGUUCUUAGAGGGUUUUACCUGUGUCCUUCAGAAAUUUUUGUUAACAAGUUAACUUUCAAGGGAUCUACAUUUUACAUGGUACUCUACUAAUGGUCAGAUUUCAUCUUAUCCAAAUUUAGCAUGCAGUUUUCUUUAUUCAAGCUUUCUCUAGAAUACAGUGCUGCUGGGAAGUGUGCUGUGACAGUUUUCAAGAAUUUUUAAUGAGAGUUAAUUUGAAUGCUCAAGUUCUAAAAUAUUAAUGAUGUUCAAGAGAACUCUUUAGCUCUAAAAUUUAGACUUUUGUCUUCUGAAUUGAAGAAUUAAUUAAUGUUCUACCUUAAAUAUAAUUCAAAUUUUAAUAAAUAUAAUGAUAUAAAGAAGACUUUGAUGUAUACAUUUGCUCUUUUACAUAUGUAAAUGCCUAUUGAGGCUUGAAUUUCUCAGUGUGACUAAAAGUCUUAAUAUGCUGAAUAAUUAAAUAGUAUAGCUUAUAUUUAUUUCUCAUAUUUUUCUCAGUAUCAUUUUGUUAAACAUAAUUUCUCUAAUCAUAACUGAUUUCUCGUGUUCAUUUUCAUUGUGUUCCCAGAUUAAAUGUGUGUUUCAAAAGUUUCAAGAGCAUUAUUGGAUGAUGGAAGAAUACUAUUAUAAUCUUAUUAUAGUUAUAAUUAAAAAUAUUAGUUUAAAUAAACUGUAAUUAUCUUGUUAAUAUUGAUAA
This is a messenger RNA of Marmota monax (woodchuck), 6146 nucleotides long. RefSeq names its product tumor suppressor candidate 1 (gene Tusc1). The record is from RefSeq and is a predicted model, not a curated record. The transcript has a single exon. NCBI's taxonomy places the organism in Eukaryota, Metazoa, Chordata, Mammalia, Rodentia, Sciuridae. Bases 341 to 943 code for a protein of 200 amino acids.